AGGCUGGGGGGGGUCCCUGCUUGUGGCCGGCUUUCGCUCCUACAACUUGCACUGCGCUGCACAAGACUGAGCGGAUCGAUGUUGAGAUGUCCUGUCCCCGAUGAGAUGUCACAGCCUCUCCAACACCAGAAUACCCCCUAAGGUGUCCUAGCAGUUCCUGGGCUUGCUGCAGCCUGAAGAUGAUCCAUCUCGCAGCCUGUUGAGCACAUGUUGUUCCUUGUGCUUCUCCAUUGGUUUCUCUCUACCAGAUCAGGAUGAGGCUUUACAUCCUUGCUGGCUUUGCUGUGCCUGCUGCUGCUUGUUCACUAUGGAGGUGUCAAAUCUCACCGCUGGCCAAUGACGCCAGCUGUGGCUCUGUUGGAGCACUUCCCUGCCUGCCUCUCCUCCUCCGUGGGAGAUCCCCCGCCUGUCGCAGAACAACUGCAUUAUCCUCCUCCAAAUCCCUCUUCUGCUGUGACGUCUGCAGAACACUUGACUGAGAUUAGUCUGUCAUGUGGAGGCUCUUACCCCCCCGCUGACCUGUGCUUCCCUUUCUGUGGCUGCUUUUGGCUUGUGUCUCUUCCCUGCUUGUGCAGCCGGCGGCGGCCCGGGCCUGGCACUCCCAGGCUCUGGGGUUGUGGUGAAACUGGAGUUCUGGGAGGAACAUCGGACAGGAAUAGUUCCGUGCUCUGUCUGCUCAAGCGCUAACUUUUCCAUCACAGCUUUCUUGCCUGCACACUGCUCUCUCUAAUAGUAUCUCUGACACCUUCCACAUUUCCCUGAAAAGGACUUUUUGCUGAAUCCUCAUUAUUUUGAGAGGUAUCAACGAAGCUAAAGAUUUUGUGACUUCUUGCCACAGUGUCCAGCUGCGGAGCUGGCAAGGCCGCCAGCUCAGCAUGAGAGGAUUGGGGUUCGCCCAGGUGUAUCAAAAAGUCCCGCCUGGACUGCUCUUCAGUGCCUGUUUUUUAUUUAAAGCAAUAAUUAGUGCUUUUGUCCCAGGCAGACAGCUGUGUAGUGCCCUGAGCACGAUCCCAGUGUUGCCCUCAGGUCACUGUACACUUGGCCCUGGUGAUGUGUGUUUCCUUCAUGCCGCCCUGCUUGAAUUUCCUGUUUCCUCCUCACUUGGCAGCGAGUGCCCUUGGAUCAACACCAGUUUGCUGUGACAGCAAGUUGCAGACCAUUGUUCAAACAAGGGAGCAGCGAGGAGUGGUAUUGCCUUGCUACAGCGUUCAGCAUCAAUGAAGCACAACUGAAAUAGCCUCCAGCUCUGCUGUCAGGUCUUCAGGAGGGUGCUGCAGCUUUGGCAGGGACUCAGAAUCAAUUUUUGAGCAGAAUCAAUUAGGAAGCUGGAAAAUUGAACAUGAUGCUGGGAUAGAUUUGAGGUCCUCAGGCUGCUUAGUGUUGAGAUGGCUCAAUCAUGCUGUUUUCAGUGCGUGCGCAGGGAGCAGGUUCAAUGAAGGGCUGCUUUACCAAAGGAAAGUGAGAUCUGGUUACCCAAAGCUGGGGCGUGUAGGACUCAAACUGGAAAUGAGCUGCAGAUUUUAACGAUGAAACCAUUGGAACCCUUCAUCUUCGGAUGGGUUGGAUGGGAUUGACUGAAAUCUUUGUUUAGGUUUGAGGAUAUUUCUGCAAGAGAUGUUUUAGUUUUACUUCAGAGAUAAAUCAGUGACGGGAUUUUCUUGAUGAUGCUUCUAACAUCGGUUAUGCCCAGAAUCUGAUCUGAUGUUUGUGUCAAGGGUUGUUUUUCCAGUAAUUUGGACCUUCCUGAAGCACCCGCUUGCCUAAUGCCAUGAAUAUUGCAGCGAACAAUGUGGAAGAAAAAGCUGUCCAUUCCUGGUCAAGAAUUUCCUCUGCAGGACAGAAAGUGCUGGAGGAAGCCCUACGAGUCUUCAACCCGAUGUCCAAGGACCUUUCGGACACAGAGACCCAGCUGGUGGCCUUCAUUCAGGGCCUGAAGGAGGAGGGCUAUCAGCCCACAGUUCUGAGGAGUAAGGAUGUGUACGGGUACAGCUCGUGCACGGCAGACACACCUAGUCAAACUAAAGAGACCACCCUGCACAACUGCGCCAAUGCCGCCGAGCCCACUAAGACUCCGGCUAGAAACACCGCAGCCAUGGCAAAGGUGUCUGCUUCGCCCACCAGUGUUUCGGUGAACUCUUCGAAAGUGUCCACUCAGCCUGUCUCUAAAGGGGAUUCCACAAAUCUCCUCUUGAGCUCCUUGAAGCAAACAAGAUCCGGCACGUCCAAGGCCGCAGCAGUGGGCUUCCCUACAAGCAUGUAUCCUGACGUGUAUCCAGCCAUGAGACUGUCAGUAGUUCUGGAAGCUCUGGUGCCACUGAAAACUACCGUGCCCUGUUUGGAGUCCAAGUACACACAAGGGCGUCUUGGGAUCUCACCCUCGGACCUUAAACUCCUCAAGGCUUCGAGUACACCGAGGCAGUUUUCUUCAGGCAAGACCACUAAAAUAACAGAAGGUAAGGGCUACAAGCGUUUGAUUAAGAAAGCCCCGGAUUCUGCCACCCUUGCUUUAAAUCUUCUGAAGGGACCAAAGGGUGGAGUGCUGCAGGAGAGCAAUGCUUGCAAAGCCUCGGGAGUCCUCAAUGGGAGAGUCACAGGCAGCUCAUCCCAGGGCUGCACCACAGCAGCACAGUCCAAGACCCUGAAAAUCAAAGAUAAGGAAGCUCUGGUGGGGAAAACAGAGUGGAAGGACAGCAGCACUUACCGUGAGAGCGUUGGGCAGAAGAAGAGAAGAGCUACGGAGUCAAGAGAAGCACCGCAGAGGAAGAAAGCAAAUACCAUUCCUAUCCAAAAUAAAUCUCGACGAGCUCAGAGCACUUUGAACCUGCUGAAAUUCCGGGCCAUCAAGGUGGGCGACUCUUCCUCUGACGAUGAAGUGAGGAGGAGAGCACAGAAGAUUCUUAGGGUCAAUCUGUCCCCCGUGAUCCGAAUUCAGCCCUUGUCCCACUCUCACAGCGUCCCCUGAGUUUCUUCACUUUGUCACUUAUUUUGUAAGUAAGUAAAUACGAGCCUGGCACCAGAGCAUGGGGAAGUUUAAGAGCAACUCUGGAUCUCUGGUGCCUGGUGACGGUAUGUCGACUAACCUGCAGACGGAGCAGCCUGCUCUCGUGCUGUUUCUGCCUGUCUACCACUGCUAUGGAGAACUGACUGCAGAAAUACAAAAACCUGUUCGGGAACAUGGGGUGAUGACUCUCGCCCAUGGCGAGCCGAGCAGGCUGGAGGGCUUGCUUCCCACGGGCGCUCUUCUGAACGUGGCAGGCUGCGCUCUCAUGCAGGGGGAGAACACGGGACUUUCUCAUGACAUUGAUGCACUGUGAUAUUGCUGUUUUUCAAGCUGUACAUUUACUGGUUUUAUUUUGAUCAAAUUUUAUAACUUUAUUAUCUAUAUAUCUAUAUAUCCAUAUAUGUGCAUAUGGCCCGGGAACUGUGGGAAGGUGCUCUUCCUCCAUCCCUCUGGGAUUGGGUUCAAUAGCUUUUGUUCCCCCUCCCCUUCAGCCAGUCUUUUGUUGAAAGGUGCCAGGAUUUCUUUGUGAUUCAGUGUUGUGACAGUCUGUUCUGGCCUCUCUUGAGCAGCUCAGAGGCAGGCAGAGUUAUCGCCACUUGUUUGUCUCCAGAAAUGCCAAGCAAUGUGGAGAAUUACCAGCUGAUAGUUGACUACAGUUUUAAUCAUACUUUUGGUAUUACCUCUGCGUAAGAGUGGGGGAGUGUUACGGGGCUGCUGACGUCUCUAGGUGCCUCCUCCAUUCUAUGGUAGCAGAAGCUCUGAAUACAUGGUAGGGGUUUGCUUCCAAAGAGCGAUUCCUCCUCAGCACUCAGUGUUGCUCUGCUCUCCUGUACCCCAGCUGCUGACGUAAAGCAUGAACUGUGACUAUUAGAGCUGAAGGGUUGGAGUUGUUAACAGGAAUUGCGUAAAGUGUUCUGUCCACCACGUAACUGCUUUGCUGUUGCUGGAUGUUUCAGGAGCAGGUUCUAGCUGCCAGUAGAGAAGACACAGGCUGUGUUUGAAUGUAUUAGAAUACAUCCUGCCGGUCCCAGAGCUCAGUGGGGUAUUUGAGCCUGAAUUAAA
Messenger RNA from Harpia harpyja (harpy eagle), 4063 nucleotides. RefSeq names its product coiled-coil domain containing 71 (gene CCDC71). The coding region runs from base 1769 to 2962 and encodes 397 amino acids. The record is from RefSeq and is a predicted model, not a curated record. NCBI's taxonomy places the organism in Eukaryota, Metazoa, Chordata, Aves, Accipitriformes, Accipitridae. The transcript is spliced from 2 exons.